GCUUGAUUUCGAAUCCUAAAUACAAUACAUUCGUUGGUGCCUGUGUCUUCUUAAUUCAGUUGCGUUAAUCCUGGAAUUCCUAAUUCAUACGACAAUUAGAAUACUAUAUUGGCGUCAUGAUGGAACCUGCAAUGGAAAAGUUGGAUAUUCAUUCAACUCCUGAAGCUUUUGAGGAUUAUUUGGAAAGGUUCGAAAUUCGGAGCAUGACCAAAGAAGAUGAUGAGGAUGUUAAUAUUGUGGCACACUUCCUCACAUUCAUUGGGAGAGAAGCGUACAGCUUAUUAAAAUCUUUAGCAUAUCCAGAAAAACCUAUCUCACUCCCUUAUGCAACUCUUAAAGAGCUAUUAUUAAGUCAUGUAAAAUGCACCAGUUUUGAAUGCCGUGAAAGAGCGAAGUUUCAUAAGAUGAUUCGUCGAAAUGACCAAAAGGCUCGGGAAUUCAUCCUUGAAUUACAGAAACAAGCUGCCAAGUGUAAUUUCGGUGAUCAACUUCAUGUGCAACUGAGAGAUCGAUUAAUUGCAGGAAUUAACAUACGGAGUUUGGUAAGAGAGCUGUUAAAAAUGCCAAACUGUUCCUUUCAAGAUGCUAGGACUGUGUGUAAUAACUACGAAGCAGUGAAUGAACUUGAUAUCCAGUCGAUGAAGAUGUCUGUUACUUUACUUAGUCGUCAUGAUGAACUACAAUCUCAGGGUCAAUCAAAUUUGCGUUCAUUUAACAGUGAUUCCUAUUCUCGUGUAAAUACGAAAGGUGUUUCAACGAGGAAUUACAAAGCAAAUCACAAAGGUGAGAUGAAGUUUGGUAAAUGUUUAUCAUGUGGAAGCCCCCUGAAUGCCCUGAUACGGCCGAGAGUGGGGAGAGUCCGCUCUCCCUCUCGAAAUACUCUCACAUGGCCACGCGUAUACAGCCUCUGCCAGGGGAGUCCUACUCAUUGCCUUCUCGUGGCGGGGGUGUUGUUUACGAAAAUGAGAGGACGAAAAGCGAAUGUCCGGCGCUUUAACCGGAUUCCAAACCAAUGGUGCACAUGGGCUCCGGUAUCCUGAGGGAACAAAUGGCGUAUGAACCAAUCGUUGGUCACCGGCUACCAUGGGAUUGCAUCGCCUUACGAUGCUCCACUGCCUUGUGGGUUAGACCUUUAGGUCAAAGGCUCGGGGUGUGGCCCCCUAAGAUAACCACCUGCUUCGGUUUGGGCACCCGGGCAGUAUCACAGCCCACACACAAAUUGAUGAACUCUUUAUGCCUAUGGAAAUUACCUUUCUCGCUUUGAAAAACAAACAAUUGAUUCAGAUUAUUAUCAUUACAAUUAUUGUCAUUAUUAAUACUAUUAUUGUUAUUACUACUAUUAUUGUAAUUAUUAUUAUUAUUUUCCACAUUAUUCACCCUCUUUUAUACUUAUACAGCGGCUCGUCUUUGGUGGAAAUUCGACUGUAUCUAAACGUUCUCGAGUCACUGUCCGGUUGAAAAUUGUAUGUUACCACCGAAUGCGAGGACUGAAGCAGUUUUUCUGAAACCACGUGCACCAUUCAAACUGGCUGCCUUCAACGUUCGCACAUUUAUGCAGGUCGGACAACAGAUAGGGCUGGCUAUGUAUUUGGAAAGUUUUCAUAUCGAUGUCUGCUGUCUAUCCGAGACCUGUAUUCAAGACUCUGGUGAAGUACUACAAAUUCGAUCUCCAUCUGUCGCUUCGAAAAGCUUGUUUUACGUGCGCUUAUCCGGGGACCCUGUGGCAUCUUCAUCUGGUCUUGCUGGCGUUGGUGUCGCACUAAGCGCUAGAGCUGAGGCAGCACUAGUCGAUUGGAUCCCCAUUAACAGUCGGUUAUGUGCUGUUAGAUUAGAAAGUUCCAUCAAAGUGAGAAGAAAUCGGCGUGAGAAACGAUGUCUUUUCGUCAUCUCCGCCUAUGCCCCGACAGAUUUCAGCCCGGAUGCAAUCAAGGAUGAGUUUUACCACCAGUUAUCAGUUCUUCUCCAGAAAAUGCGUUCGACAGAUAUUGUAGUACUAGCCGGAGACUUGAAUACUCAGGUCGGGCGUCUAGGCACAGAAGAGAGUCGUUUAGGUGGCCGAUGGAGACUCGUUGGUCGCAGGUCAGAUAACGGGGACCGUCUACUGCAACUUUGCACAGACCACAACCUGUUUCUAGCUAGCACUAACUUUCGGCACAGUCAUCGCCGAUGUGCCACCUGACGUCCUCCCUCUGCAUCUCAAGCCUGGACUCAGAUUGAUCACAUCGCGAUCAGCUACCGCUGGUAUGGUUGUGUACAAGACUACCGCUCCUUUUGGAGUACCUAUCUGGACUCUGACCAUGCCUUGGUCUGCGCCAAUCUUGCCUUACUUUUCAGUGGCCAACGAAGUGACCACCACCAAAAGAUUGAUGUUAGCAAGCUGGUUGCAACUUCUGUUGCAAGUAAGUAUCGAAC
Messenger RNA from Schistosoma haematobium, 2412 nucleotides. RefSeq lists its product as uncharacterized. The transcript has a single exon. The coding region runs from base 117 to 1040 and encodes 307 amino acids. Lineage: Eukaryota; Metazoa; Platyhelminthes; Trematoda; Strigeidida; Schistosomatidae. The record is from RefSeq and is a predicted model, not a curated record.